Molecule: messenger RNA, 2448 nt
Organism: Symbiodinium sp. CCMP2456
Lineage: Eukaryota; Dinophyceae; Suessiales; Symbiodiniaceae
Source: the annotation of a GenBank genome assembly
AUGGCGCCGGAUGGCGCCAUGGCGGCACGCGCUGCGAAACCCAGGCACUCCGUGGACUCUUGUGGCGGGCACUCCGGUGCUUUUUCUUGGGAGAAGCUGAGGGUGAAUGAAGAGAACAGGAUGGAAAUGUGCAAGGUCCUGGCAACUCGCGGCUGGUGUGUGCUGGAGCUGCCAGAUUCGUUGAAGCGCCUUUGCGCAGAGAUGCAGGACUUGGCCCAAGAGUUCUUCCGACGGCCCCGCAAUGAGCGCUGUGCCCUUGGCCGACUGCGCCUCUACCGGGACAAGGUGGUGGGCUACCGUGAGCUGGCAGGGGGGUCCGCGCGCUUCUUGGAGGUGCAUGCGCGUGCUGCGGGGCGUGGUGGCCUUCCUGCACCCAAGGUUCCCGCAGCUUUGGGCCGCAGAGCAGCCGAGCUGCACCAGUCUCUGCAGGCCUUGGCGAGGUCCUUGAUCACGUGGAUGGCGGAGUUUCUGGAAAUUCCACCCGAGGCGCUGCUCCAGAGCCUCGACGAGGCCUCGCUUUCGAACUUAGAGGACGGCGACUGCAGCGCGUCGGUGUUGCGUCUCUGCAGCUACGGCUUCCAGGCCGAAGCCGAAGAAGCCGAGGCCAAAUUCGAGGGCUCGGAGGUCGCAGCGGAGCUGGAAUCAGUUGUCUUCGACGAGCACACGGAUGCCUCCUUCCUGACCCUCGCGCCCGUGGGCUCUCUUCCCGGGUUGCAGUUCCGGGAUCUUGAAAGCCCUGGACUGCCCUGGUUGGAUGUGGAGUCAGGACUGUCGCAGGGUCACUUGGUCGCAUUCGUCGGCGACUUCCUGGAGGUUCUGACAAGGGGUGCAUACGUGGCUUGCAGACACCGUGUCUGCUGUGAGGACUCGGGAAAACAGCGGUUUAGCAUGCCAUUUCUGGUCCGCGGCCAGCCCAGCAAAGUUCUGGACACACGCAGGUGGACCAAGGAUGCUAGCGGAGCUCUUGACGUCGACAUGCCUCAAACAGGAUUCCAGGAGCUUCCAUUGCUGAGGCUUGAAGGAAUUGUGUACUCCGAGCUCCGGCAGUUCUUGGACCUAAAAGGUCACAAGCCUGGAAAAGAGCCGUUUGCAGCACUGCAAAUCGCAGCAGGAGGUGAGAUGAUUGCACCGAUUGCACAUGGCAGGAUGACUGUGGAGGCACGUAAAGUCUACGUCCUCCACCUGCGUUGGGUUUUCUCUCCCUUUGGCCUCACUGCCGCUCUCAGACGAGCCGCCGCCACUGCCUGCGGAGCCACCGCCGGCAGGCAGCGUCUCCGCCAGUAUGUUACCCAGCUUCCGUACUUGACGGCGUACUUGCCUUUACCUCAGCUGCCGGCGAAGUUGAGACAGCGCUUGCUCCAGCGGGGCAUCCUCAAAGCCGCCGACGUGGAACAAACCGCGCCAGAGCCAGCGGUCACCGCCCCGCCUGCCAUGGCCGUCCAGGCGAAAGCCAGAGCCUUGGAUCUGCCACCGAUGCCCUCUUUUACCCCGAUGGAUUUGGCCGCGGCGCAAUCCGCAGCGGCUGCAGCUGCAGCUCGCAUCGAUGCGGACUGGGCCACGGUUAUGGCACCGCCAAUGCCCGCAGCCGUUCAGACAAGACCUCAGCAGGUCUACGCCUCGGCUCCUGUCCUACGGACGGAGCUCAAACGGACAGCGCCUUGCUCCGAGCCAGAAGCGAAGCGGCAGAUGCUGCAGGCUCCCCAGCCUCCCCCGCCUGCUCCGGGGCCUCCACCGGGGCCUCCGCUGCCCCCGGGCUGGGUGCGAGUCCCACACGAGGGCGAGUUCUACUUCUGGAACAUGAACACCAACGAAGUUUCCUGGGAAGACCCGUCGCUCGUCGAGGAGAAGAAAGGCCAGGCGAAGAAGGAGAAGGAGCCCAAGUUUAGGGAAGAGCACAGGGUGCUCUGGACGGACCUUGGGAAGAUCAUCGGGAGGCAGGGGAUGAACUUGAAGAUCAUCAAGGCAUCGAUCGGCUGCGAGAUCCAGGUGCCGAGGCAAGAGAAGGACGGCAAAGGCAAGGAUGCUAAAGAUGGGAAAGGCAAGGGCAAGAAAGGUAAGAUGCGUGAUGCCGACGGCAACAAAAUUGGUCGCGGCAUAGGUGACGGAAGCACCAAGUUGAAGGACGACCAGUUCUGCACUUUGACCGUGACGGCGGACACUGCGAUGAAGGCAAACGGAGGCAAGCGUUGCAUCGAGAUCAUGUUGGGCUACGGUCGGAACGUGGAACGGGCCUUGGCGGACUUGGGCGUCGAGGCGAAGCUGCCAAGCCUCGAGGAGAUGACGGGGGUGAAGACCAAGAAGAAGGACAUCGAUCCCAUGGACCCCGCGUCCUACAGCGAUGCGCCUGCUGGUGCGUGGUCCGCUGGCCUCAAGAAGCCAGGACAAAAGGCGGGAGCGCAGGGAUCAGCUCCCCGAGAUUCCAAGACCGCGAAUGCAGAAAGGUUCUGA